AUGGCUGAACUCCUUCGCCACCCAGAUGUUCGACGAAAAGCCCGAUCGGAACUCGCGCAACUGAUCGGCCCCAAACGAGUUGUACAAGAAUCUGACAUCGACAAACUUCCCUAUCUUCAAGCCAUUAUCAAAGAGACCCUCCGACUCCACCCGGCUGUUCCCCUUCUUCUCCCUUACAAAGCAAAGAACGACGUCGAAUUAUGCGGUUACUACAUAGCCAAGGACACCCAAGUCCUGAUCAACGCUUGGGCCAUAGGGAGAGCCCCAGAGUACUGGGUUGAGCCUAAUUGUUUCAAGCCCGAGAGGUUCCUGUUGAAGCCGAAUGUGGAUUAUAAAGGCCAUGAUUUUGAGUAUAUUCCUUUCGGGGCUGGGCGGCGAAUUUGUCCAGGGCUGCCGCUGGCGGCCCGGAUGGUACACUUGAUAUUGGGUUCAAUACUUCAUAGUUUUGAUUGGAAGCUUCCUGAUGGAGUUUCAAACGAGGAGUUGGAUAUGGAGGAGCAAUUUGGAGUCACUUUGAAGAAAGCUGUUCCUCUUUGUGCUAUUCCCAUUUUAGACAAGGACUCCACCCAUACGAUGUAUUGGUAG
Messenger RNA from Humulus lupulus (European hop), 585 nucleotides. Its product is annotated as cytochrome P450 76C2-like. Gene Ontology annotation, molecular function: heme binding; oxidoreductase activity, acting on paired donors, with incorporation or reduction of molecular oxygen; monooxygenase activity. The transcript has a single exon. The record is from RefSeq and is a predicted model, not a curated record. The coding region runs from base 1 to 585 and encodes 194 amino acids. NCBI's taxonomy places the organism in Eukaryota, Viridiplantae, Streptophyta, Magnoliopsida, Rosales, Cannabaceae.